Messenger RNA from Oncorhynchus nerka (sockeye salmon), 3195 nucleotides. Its product is annotated as pleckstrin homology domain-containing family M member 3-like. The coding region runs from base 590 to 2821 and encodes 743 amino acids. The transcript is spliced from 9 exons. NCBI's taxonomy places the organism in Eukaryota, Metazoa, Chordata, Actinopteri, Salmoniformes, Salmonidae. The record is from RefSeq and is a predicted model, not a curated record.
CUCCAGAAUGCAUGGCCAACUCACACAAGUUGCAAGAGACGGAACAUUUAACGAAGGAACUAUCAGUUCUGUUCGGUGAACGUUUCCUCUGACGGACCAGAAAAUCAUAUAUUUGUAAACAGAAUCAGUGAAGCCUCACAUUGUGCCCUUUUGAUGGCAUCAUCAUCAUCAUCCAAUGUGGAGGAGGAGCAUUCUUCUUUGUUACACACAUCCUCAUGUGGAUUCAUGUGAGAGCUGACUCACACAGAGAGAGAGAGAGAGAGAGAGCCAUCAGCCUGUGUAAGAAAAGCAGUGCCACCCCAAGACUGUGUCAUAAGAAUUUCUGGCAAAGGCCAGAGCUAUCAUAAACUCAAUAAGAGUGUCCGCCUCUAGCUAGUUGAUUAACAGAGCUGUGUUAACGAGGAAUUGUUUUCCUGGAAGAAGCCUCCUACCCUCGAGGAACACGGCUUCCCUCUGGGGCUCAGACUGCAGAUGCUUCAGCUGCGAGGUCCAGAACCGCUUGGAUCGUCCCCUGCCCAGAGAACCACCCAGCCCCAUAGAGAACCACCUGCCCUAACAGCCUCCACACGGGGCCAAGCCGAGGAGCACCAUGGAGGAGGUAGAGGACAUUAGCCCUGCCCUGGAGGCCACCGAGGACUUCCUACACUGCCUGGACGGAGGUGGAGGCCAGGGAGGGGAGGGGGUCCGGCAACCCAGGCAGCACCACCCCAAGCUGCAGGAGAUGUCUGUAGCCCUGGGGAAGCUGAGCUCUAGCGGGGUGUGGGGCCUGCUGGCUGGGGAGCAGGGAACAGAGGUGUCCCCGCGUAACGUGGCCUGGGCUGACCAGCCCUCGGCCUUCAGCGUGCUGGCUCUGAGGCAGGGGAAAAGGAGCCGUGCUUGUUCCACUAAUGACCUGGCCGCCCACACCAAGGACACCAACAACACCUCCUCUAACGCCGCCUUUAACAAAGGCCACAACCGCUCGCGGUCUGAUGUUAAUUACCGGCCGUCCUACAUGGACAACGCUAACGGCCUGCCUGCUGUGGACAAGAAUACGCUGAAGAACAUGGCUCUCAACGACCAUAGAGAAGAAGGCCGUAAGGACAGCAGCGGUAGUGUGGUGAAACAGGGUACCCUGGAGCAUCGUGAGGGUCAGAAGGGUUGUUGGAGCGUCUGUCACGUAGAGCUGACCCCAUGUGAGCUGCGCGUCUACAGCCUGGACAGCAGCGGUAACCGGCAGCUCUGCACCUCCUACUCCCUGUCCCACUGCCAGGGGGUCAGCCAGUCCCAGCCGCCCCAGGACGGACGAGUCCUCCAGGCCCUCUUCUUCAACAGCUCCACCCGCCUGCAGUUACGUGCCGCCUGCCAGUGGGAGGUGAUAGACUGGAGGAGGCUGAUCUGGGAGAGAGUACUGGCUGCCCAGCCCGCCCACAAAAAUGCAGAGUGUCUUCCAGCCUUCUCCCCGUCAUCUUCCGUUACCUCUGGAGGUCACGACACUAGACCAGAUCCCCGUGGUCCUGCUGAGGCUGCCCUGGCCCCUGGUUGCUCCCAUCUCUUCCCGGCCCGGCCCACGGCCCUGCCCCUGUUCACCCACUGCUGUACGGAUAUCCUCAAGGCUGGGCUCCUCCACCAGCUGACUGACCAGAACAACUGGAGGACCUUCACCUUCGUAUUGAGUUGCUCCACGCUGCAGGCCUUUCCCACCGAGGGCCGGGGGCCCGUGUCUGAGCCCGUCCUCCACUACCCGCUGGCCUCCUGCCUGGCCGUGCAGAGGGACGAGGCCGAGGGGGUGAGCGCUGGCUGCUUCCAAGGCGUCUUCCCCAGCGAGGUGCUCCGUCUGCGGGCUGAGAGAAAACUCAAGGCCCAGGACUGGGUGGAGGCCCUGCAGAUGGCCGUGGCAGCCCAGAGGCCCCAGGGUGAGGAGGGACAGGGUUCCGGCCAGGCCCAGCCGGGUGCAGUGUCAACGGGGAUUCUGCUGAGGAGCAAGCCCUCCAGGGAGAGGAGGCAGAGGGACACCCAGAGGGCCAAGAGACAGUCAGUCACCACCAGCUUCCUCAGUAUCCUCACUUGCCUGGCUGUGGAGAAGGGCCUGACCACCCAGAGCUUCCGGUGUGCAGGGUGUCAGAAGCAGGUAGGGUUGUCGCGGGGCAAGGCCAAGGUGUGUUGCUACAGUGGCUGGUACUACUGCCAGAGCUGUCACCAAGACAACCUGUUCCUCAUCCCUGCCCGCCUGCUGCACAACUGGGACACCAACAGACACAAGGUGUCCAAGCAGGCCAAGGAGUUCCUGGAGUUUGUUUAUGAGGAGCCCCUACUGGAUGUGCAGCAGUUGAACCCGUGUCUGUAUGAACACUGUGGGGGCCUGGCUGCAGUCCUACGCCUGAGACAGCAGCUCCAGUCCCUCAGAGCAUACCUGUUCAGCUGCCGCGCCGGCGUGGCCGAGGACCUCCGGAGAAGGAUCUUCCCCAGAGAUUACCUACUGCAACAUAUCCACCUGUACUCACUGGCUGACCUGCAACAGGUGAUAGAUGGGACGCUGGCCCCCUUCCUCUCCAAGGUGAUUCAGUUUGCCAGUUCCCACGUCUACAGCUGCAGACAGUGCAGAGAGAAGGGCUUCAUCUGUGAGAUGUGUCAGAACGGACAGGUCAUCUACCCCUUCCAGGAGAGUGCUACUAAGAGAUGUGAUGUCUGCGGAGCGGUGUUCCAUGCAGAGUGUCGUCAGAAGGCCCAGCCAUGUCCACGCUGUGUCCGCAGGGAGCUCCACCACACGAGAACCUCGUCCUUCUGGAGCCCUAACGACGAUACACCAGGCUGCUUCACAAUGCCCUACCAGGACACCUGAUCACACACAGAGAGAGAAACAGCGGACCCACCUCAGAGCUGCUCUUACCAAAGUGUGUGUGUGUGUGUGUGUGUGUGUGUGUGUGUGUGUGUGUGAGAGAGAGAGUCGGCCAGGAUACACAGUAACAGAAGUGUCGAUGACUAAGCAAGGAUCAUGCUCCCUGACACACCUGCUUUUUGAUCUGACAUCACUCUCACCUGGGAGAGAUUGACACUAACGCAACACCCACUGGAGAGGAACUACUCUGCUUUCUGCAUGAGAAACACUAUUUUCACGCCACUUUAAACAGCUAUGACCGGAAGCAGGGGUUGGAACCAUUUGUUUUUAAAUUUCAUUCCACUGUUCUGAUCUGCAAAAUAAAGUUCCAAAAAGUA